GUGGCCGUGGACGGGUUUCCGUGACCGUGACCUUCACAGCGUGUGCUCGACAGAUUGUAGUAAGGUUGAGAAUGCGUUCUGCUGAAACUGAAGCGGCACGGCAAAUGUUCGGUUCAGAUCCUUGCGCUCCACUUUGCUGUUGCCACACAAAUUUCUCGUAUUAAUGUCUCGUUCUCUCGAUGAGUAUGACUUGCCCAUGAAUGCACUUCUCUGUAUGUCGUGUCUAUAAAUCGAUUGAUUGAGAACAACAUUUUGAGUUUCUGUGGGAUUGUGUGAAGCACUGAAAUAGUGGAAGCAUUUUGCGAAUCUCUCUUGGUGAUGAGUUUUCUCGGUGUUAGAGUCAGGGUGCGCGAUUAAUGCGUUGUGAAUUUGAGCUGAAGGACGGGCCUCCAAUUUUGGUCGAGAGAGAGGGGCGUCGUGUUGGGGGUGUCGGUGAGAGAAGUCACAGAGUUUGGGUCGUGGGUGGAGAAUGGAUGGCGUCGGAAAUGGAAAUUGCCGACAUGAGGAUGAAACUGUUGGUUCGACUUGUUCUUCCGUUGUACCUCCUCUGUUUGGUUGUGAAUUGGCAGGGAAGCGUAAAUGGAGAAAUUGUUGGAGUGUUGCUGUUCCAGGUCGGAAUGAGUGCAGUGUUGAUCGUUCUGGCGGAGGCGCUAGGGUCUGGAGGAUCGGCAAACGCCCAAGGACGAAGGAUGGUGCAGGGACACGCUUUGAGUCUGGUUUUAGGGCAACAAACUGUCUGCACGGCAGGAUUGUCCAGGCAGUUCAUCGAACCGGUGAAUUGGGGACAGGGUGGACUCACUUUGAUGCGAUACUCGAGGAUUUGGAACUUGGGGGCACUGUGCGAGAUGAUCGCGCAGAACGAGAGGAGAUGGAGAGCAGUGGCGAGCCUGUGCAGUUCAUGUACUUUGAGAAAGGAAAUUGGGUGGAGUUUUCUGCGGAAGCAAAUGCCGCUGCGUGGAAUUCGUUUCAGGCAGGACAUUCAACGUGUGAAAUCACUGUACAAAACCGCGUUUAUAUGCUGAAUUUUCUAGAGAUGGUGCAGGAGAACAAACGAACAGGUUACAUUCGGUCGUUAGCAUGGAUUAACGAUGAUUGGGUGAUUAAGCUCCCUGCAAAUCCUACUGCUGGUCCCUGCGGAUCAAGAGAGGAACCGGGUGUUUCGAGAUGUGACAAUCAGGUGAAUCGAUAUCAUGGAAAGUGGCGAGACGGUGCUGCGGACUCGCUUUCAAGUUUAAUGUUAGAGACAAAUGGGGGUCUGGGUUGUGAAUCGGUUCCAUUGUGGACUAGAACUGACCACGCUCCUCCUGCACUUUCAGUGGACGACACUUCACGUGAUUCUAAUCACGCCUUUAGUGAUGAUGACCUUACCCAGCAUAGGUUAGGAGGUCUCGUUAGCUCAAAUUGGGAAGCGGAUCCGAUGGAUUCAAAGUUUUUUGUGAAAGGAGUGGGAUUGAUUGGAUUGGGAAUGAUAGGCAAGCCUCCGGAUGUUGAAAAUACGUCUGGCUUUUCAUCACAGAGGCUUGUUCCAUUGAAAAAGGGAGACAGUGAAUAUGAGAUCGUGGAAAAAAAAUUUAUGCAUGGAAUCGGAAGGGUUGCUAGUGAUACGAUAAUCACUGGAAUUCAUCGUGACACAAGUGCGGGAGCUGCGGCACGACAGGAAGCGUUUGUAAGACAGACAGCAUUGGUUGAAAAGACUCGUGGGAAUGCAAAUUUGCGGUUCGGAUGGCAUGGAACUUCUAAGAAGGCAGUGGAAGGGAUUUUUCUUCAUGGUUUCGGACAGCCAAAGACAUCAAAGAACGGUUCUACAUAUGGUGUUGGUGUUUACCUUGCCGUAGAGAAUCAGGCGUUCGUUAGUGCGUUAUAUGCAGAUAACGACGAGAAUGGGGAGCAGCACGUCGUGUUAUGUCAAGUAAUUGCAGGGGCUUCCGAAGUCGUCAAGCCUGGAUCUGAACAAUUUCACCCGAGUACCGAGCAUUUUGACACGGGAGUAGAUGACAUCAACUCGCCGAAGAGGCUGAUUGUUUGGUCUACUCAUAUGAAUACUCAUAUAUUGCCUCUCUAUGUGGUCAGUUUCAAGUUGCCGCCAAAAUGGCAUCGAAUGAUCGCGGGAUUAUGUGGCAAGCAGAAGGGUUCUUCGACGGCAUAUCACCAGCUCCCCGCAAAGCGUUCCUUCACUAUUAAAAAGGCAUGUGGAGUGGUUGAGGCUCUGCACAACAAAACAUAUGCAUGUAUGAAUCCUGGGCAGGGUCCAAAAUCAGCCUUCAUUCGCUUUCCUCUUCUGCUUCCCCUUCUUCAACUGUUUCUAACUUCAGAGCAACGUCUUGAACUGAAGAAUUGUCACGCCAAAUUUGAGGCCGGUGAAAUGUCUCGCGAAAUGCUUGUUAAGGAGAUACAGAAGAUGGUAGGGAGGGACCGCCUAAUUCACGCAAUACAAAUGUGCCGAGGAUUUCAGGGAGGCCAAGCGACCUCGGGUGUCAACGCCCAAUGAGGGAUUCAUUGGGAGGCAAGCUUUAAACUGAAGGUCUUUUUGGAAUGGAUUCAGCUAUAGAGCCGAUGAUUUUCAAUUGCAGCUAAGAAUUUCAAAUGACUAGUUUGCAAAUGAGAAUCUGCCACCAGUGUAGCUUUUAUCCUCAACGCUUUGCUCUUCUGUCCAAAUCCAUGCGGGAGUUGAUGACUUUGAGUACUUGGUCUACAACCCGAAUUGUGUCCUUGACAAAGCACAGCAGCUUAAGUACGAUUUCGAAGGACACGGUGUUUAUGGGAUUAUGUUUCUUUUUCGUCAGAUGUCACCCUUACCUCACAUAUUUGAACUCAUAUGUGUAGCAUGGGUGAAAUCCUCGUUACAGGAGGAGGUUACAGGAUAGUCAUGUGCUUUAACUCGGUUUUUGAUAUCUUUGGGCUGUGUUUUAGAAGUGUUGCGUUUGAAGGGCUAAGAAUGACCAACUCCUUUAGAUAUUUUUCCUUUUGCACUCCAAGUAGUAUGGAGUAUCUCUCAACAGAAGAAGCUCGUGCAGAUUCUUUACAAUAACAGGGUUGACUUAUCAACCCUUAUUCCAGACAACUUCGUCGAUAUGUGGGUAAAAGUCAGAGGCCAUUGAGUACAGAUCGCUAUAGAUGAGAGAAUCAUAACUUCCUUCCUCGCUUCUGAUGCGGGAGGUUGAUUUGCUCGUGUAUUAUGCGUGAGCAUCGAUACUCUGUAUAAUAAAUGUCAGAACAUACAUAUUUUACAUUUGCUUAUACA
Physcomitrium patens is the source of this 3241-nucleotide messenger RNA. RefSeq names its product inactive poly [ADP-ribose] polymerase RCD1. The record is from RefSeq and is a predicted model, not a curated record. Gene Ontology annotation, molecular function: NAD+ poly-ADP-ribosyltransferase activity. NCBI's taxonomy places the organism in Eukaryota, Viridiplantae, Streptophyta, Bryopsida, Funariales, Funariaceae.